UUCUCAAUGUCGGACGUAUGCUUAUCUUCUUGCCUUCCUCGCUUCAACAACGACGACGACGUCAGAGCGAAAAUGUACGCCGCUGUUGCUCUGUAUAUAUCUCGUUGUUUUUUUAUAUUAUCAUGAAUUGGCAAUUCAAGUGGACUCUAAUAAACAAUCAUAGGGGCUUCGUGUUUGCAUGGAUAACUAAUUUUCUGAACUAACAGGGCUAUUGCAUCCAUUGUAGAAUAGUAGUCACGUGACCUCCAUACAGGGCCUGCUGCUGUCUGUUUUCAGUGGAGGGAGAGAUGCGAAGAAAAAUGGCGACUGCAGGCGACCUAAAGCGGGACACCGGCCAUUCGGUUUGAGCAUUCUAGCUGAAAUUGAGUCCGGGGCUUGAUGGGAAGAAUUUGAACGGUCACAACAUUGGUUAAGCAUUCCUACGGUACCCGUUUUCUCGGGUUUGCGUGGGCUACUUGAGCGCCGAAAUUGAAGCCGAAAAUAAUACAUUCUUUGCUACAAUGAGGGGGAGAAGAGGAAGGCCGCCCAAACAGGCACUGAUGCGGGAUGUUUCCCCCGGGCCAGUUCGCGGUUCUAGAGGUGGCCGUAGAGGUAUGCGUGGACGGGGAAGGGGUCGAGGACGGGGCCGGGGCCGAGGUUCGGUGGAUAUCGAUACAGAUAUUUCCAACAGGGACAACUUCCACUCGUCCAGGGGUCGGAGGAAAGUUGGAGCAACGACGACAUCGCGGGGCAGAGGCAGGGGAAGAGGCAGAGGUUCGAGAGGUGGUCGCGGCAGCAGGGGGAGACGGCCCCAGACUAAGGUGGUUUACGAUGACAAUAGCGACGAAGAUGAGGAUAAUAUUAGUUUGAGAUCGGAGGAGGACGAACUUUUACACGAGAACCGAUCGUCAGAUUUCGAAGAGGAGGCCGUAGACAACGAGUCCGAUUAUCUGGAAGAAUUACCGGACGAGGAUGAUGCGAGCUACUGUACAGAGAGCAGCUUUCGGAGCCAUAGCACGCACGGUAGUACUCCAGGCCGGAGGAGGAGCCGUGCUCUCCGCCCCCGCUCGCCCAUCCUGGAGGCCAAGGACGUCCCUCCGCUGGAGCUCCCCAAGUCCUCGGAGGACCUGCUCAUCCCCGCGGGGCAGCUCCUCAACGUGGCCGCCGUCUACGAGGUCCUGCGCAACUUCGGCUCGGUCCUGCGCCUGUCGCCGUUCCGCUUCGAGGACUUCUGCGCGGCGCUGGCGGGCCAGGAGCAGUGCACCCUGCUCGCCGAGACCCACAUCUCGCUGCUCAAGGCCAUCCUGCGCGAGGAGGACACGUCCAACACCACGUUCGGCCCGGCCGACCUCAAGGACAGCGUCAACUCCACCUUGUACUUUGUGGACGGCAUGACCUGGCCCGAGGUGGUGCGCGCCUACUGCGAGAGCGACCCCGAGUACCGCCACGUCCUGCCCUGCCAGGAGGGCGAGGAGUACCCCUUCGAACCCCUGGAGAGCAAGGUCAAGGUGCUCCAGUUCCUGGUCGACCAGUUCCUCGCCACCAACCUGGCCCGCGAGGAGCUGAUGUCGGAGGGCGUGGUCGCCUACGACGACCACUGCCGCGUGUGCCACCGCCUGGGCGACCUGCUGUGUUGCGAGACGUGCUCGGCCGUAUACCACCUGGAGUGCGUCAAGCCGCCACUGGUGGAGGUGCCAGAGGACGAGUGGCAGUGCGAGGUGUGCGUGGCCCACAAGGUGCCCGGGGUGGUGGACUGCGUGCCCGAGGCGCAGAAGAGCAAGCCCUACAUCCGCCAGCUGCCCAUCGGCUACGACCGGCACCACCGCAAGUACUGGUUCCUCAACCGGCGCGUCGUCGUUGAAGAGGACGGCGAGCAGGAGGACAAGACCAUCUGGUACUACAGCACCAAGGUGCAGCUGGCCGAGCUCAUCGACUGCCUGGACAAGGACUACUGGGAGGCGGACGUGUACUGCGCCCUGGAGGAGAUGCGGGACGAGGUGCACGCCCACAUGGACAUCAGCGAGGAUCUGACCAACAAGGCCCGCGGCGGCAACAAGUGCUUCCUCACCGCCGCCAACGAGGAGAUCUUGGAGCGCCUGCGGGCCAAGCAGGAGGAGGAGCUGGAGGAGGUGAAGAGGCGCGCUGCGGAGGAGGCCCAGAAAGCCCGGCUGGAGAGGGAGAAGGAGGAGGAGGGAGAGGAGAAGGAGGGAGGGCAGCCCAAGGAGGAGCCGGAGGAGCUGAAGGUGAAGGAGGAGGCCACAGGAGAGAAUGAUCCUCCCCAGGAUCAGAGCACCAAGGAGGGGAUCACCAGUCCAGCCGAAGGGGCUCCCUCUGCUGGCCAGGAGGCCAACAGCAGCUCAGCGGUUCCCAAAUCUGAGGCCCUGGCUCCAGACCUGCCUGCCACAGAGCCCGCUAGCCUGGCAUCGGGCCCCCAGGAGCCUCCAGCUGCCUCUGGGGAGACUGGGGAGGAGGGCCAGACCAGCAUGGAGGUCACGCAGGACUCGGAAGACAAGGCAGAGUCGGACUCUGGCUUCCCCAGUGGAGAGGGCGUCCCCGGCUUGAGCCAGCCCCCCCAGACCAGUGAGGAGAACAGCAACAGCAGCAUGGGUGGCCCCCGGGGCCCCGAGCCCCCCGACCUGGCCGACAAAUCUUCCCAGUCCUCCCUCGCCAGCCAGGAUGACCCAGGCGAGGGCAGGGCCAACGGCGAGACGGCCGGGCCGGGCGGGAAGUCGUCGGCCUCCACGCGCAUGGUGACCCGCCUGCGCAACCCGGAGAGCAAGCUGAGUCAGCGGAAGAGCCAGCAGGUGGCGGAGGCCGUGCACGAGGCCAACAAGGGCUUCAAGGAGGGCAAGGAGGUGUUGGUGGUGAACCAGCAGGGCGACGUGUCCCGCCUCAGCACGCGCGGCUCCAAGGAGGUGGUGAUGAAGGGCACCCUGUCCAACUACUUCAAGCUGGGCCAGGAGGGCAAGUACCGGGUGUACCACAACCAGUACAGCUCCAACACGCUGGCCCUCAACAAGCACCAGCACCGCGAGGACCACGACAAGCGCCGCCACCUCUCGCACAAGUUCUGCCUGACGCCCGCCGGCGACUUCAAGUGGAACGGCUCCAUCCACGGCUCCAAGCUGCUGACCGUCUCCACGCUGCGCCUCACCAUCAUCCAGCUGGAGAACAACGUUCCGGCGCCCUUCAUGCACCCCAACUGGGCCUCGCACAGGACCAACUGGAUCAAGGCGGUGCAGAUGUGCAGCAAGGCGAGGGAGUUUGCCCUGGCCAUGGCCAUCCUGGAGUGUGCCAUCAAGCCUGUGGCUCUGCUGCCUGUCUGGAAGGACGCCCUGGGACACACCAGGCUUCACCGCAUGACGUCCAUGGAGCGUGAGGAGAAGGAGAAGGUGAAGAAGAGGGAGAAGAAGCUGGAGGACGAGGAGACCAUGCAGCAGGCCACCUGGGUCAAGUACACCUUCCCCAUCAAACAUCAGGUGUGGAAGCAGAAGGGCGAGGAGUACCGUGUGACCGGCUAUGGAGGCUGGAGCUGGAUCAGUAAGACCCACGUUCAGCGCUUCCAACAAAAGCUGCCCGGCAACACCAACCCGAACUACCGCAAAGAGCUGGAAGAUGCCAAACUCGGCAAGAAAUGCACCCUUCUCGACUUGAGCAUAAGGCCCGGCGUCACCUCCGAAGACCAGAAAAGUAGUGUUCGCGCGGAGGAGAAGGAUGAAGACACUGGCACCCCUGAGCCCUCCGCGAGCGACUUGUCUGAGAAGAAGAUGGAGGACAAGCCAGAAGAGGAGGAGAAGAAAGGAGAGAUGAAGGAUGAGUCUACAAGGGAAAAGCCUGAAAACUCUGCAUUACAGGAGGCAGCUGAACACAUGGAGGUGGACCCGAGUCCUACAGAUUCGGGGCAAGAUAAAGAAAAAGGGACCAGCAGUUCUGAGGCGGAGGCCACCGUAAAACAGGAGCCACCUGAGGGCCCCCCUGAGGGCCCCCCUGAGGGCCCCCUGAGGCCCUUCAACUACGACGUGGUGGACGUCAGCCUGGGCUUCCACACCCGGAUCCCCUACAAGAAGUUCAAGGCCUCCAAGCUGGACGGCCUCCUGGAGCGCCGCGUCAAGCAGCACGCCCUGGAGGAGAAGCAGAGGCAUCAGGGCUCCCUGGUCAAGUCGACCCCAGCCAAGGGCGCCCAAGCCCUGCCGCAGACGCCCCUCAAGACCCAGGCGCCGUCCCCGUUCCAGGUUACGCCAGACAUUGUUAAGCCGGAGAGCAAGCCUUCGGGAAUGUCCGCUGUAGCCCAAAUGGAAGUAAAAGUCACUCCCCUUGGCGCACCAUCCAAAGACCCUGCCCCACAAAACCAAACAACUCCCCAUAAACAGGAAGGGAACCUCCAGGAAAGGACUAUGGGGCUCACAGGGGCCAGGCUAGGGGAGGGGGAAUCUAAAGUGUCCAGCUCAGGGGGGACCCAAAACAUUGCAACACCGUCUGCAUCAACGGGCUCCAUUCCCAUCUCCACCAAGGGAUCAGGACUCGAGGCAGCUUUGUUAAAACCUGAUUCCUCUACGAUGCACGCUCUGAACCAGCUGGGAAAACCAGAGCAGGCAGGAGCAGAAAGCAACGGCCACAAAGACCAGCAGGACAGACCUGGCAACGGACAAAGCGGCUCGGAAGCCGUCGCAACCCAGGCCCCCUCUUCCGGUCCUCCCCAGGUCAACGGAAAAGACGUGUUGGAGAACAGACCCAUGACCAACUCUGUCCCGAGCGAGCCCACCAACGCCCUCCCCAACAGCACAGAAGCCAAGGUGAACAGCCUAUCCAAGCCCGAGGGAGAUUGUCAGACGGUCAUUACCCAGAAGCCCUUGCUAAACGGCGACAUGGUGCCUGGCCCGGCUCCCAGGGUAGAGAUGGAAAGCAAGGUGACGGGGUCGGACCAAGUCUACCAGCCACCUUUGAAGAUGGCUAGGCUGGAGAACAACCUAGAAGGUCCAGGGCUGACGACUCAGCAACACAACAGCACAGCGCCCCAGUUCAUGGAGACGCAAUCUUCCGCUGUCAAGCCCACCAAAAUGGCGCCUUCCCCAGUGCCCUCCGCCGAAGAGUCCAGCCUGAGCAACGACUUUGCGGAGGAGAACAGCAGCAACAGUGCGGUCGAUCCGCUCAAGACCAUCAUCACCCAGAUUACCACCACCACCUCCACCACGACCACCACCAGCGUAUCCCAUCUCGCGGAGGUCUCGCGUUCCUCCAAACCGGUCGAGACUGCCACGGAGAGUGCCGUGUCCACCCUCACCACCAUGACCAAAACCACCGUGACCAAAGUGCGCUCGCCCACGCCCGACAGCCAGUCGGACGAGAGCCAGAGCGAAACGGUGACCCACGAGCACAAGACCACGCUCUCGUCCUCCGUCAGCAAGUCGUCCUCGGGGCCUCACGGUUCAACGUCUUCCCGUUCCACGCUGGCGGUCAGCCAAGAGAUCUCCGCCACCUCCACCAAGGGUCGCGUCCGCCUCCUAAAGUUCUCCCGCACCAAGAAGACUCGCUCCGACACGGCUUUGCCCUCCUAUCGCAAGUUUGUCACCAAGAGCAGCCGGAAGAGCAUCUUCGUGUUACCGAACGACGACCUAAAGGUGCUGGCGAGGCGCGGCGGUAUCCGCGAGGUGGCCAUCUUCAACUACAACGCCAAGCCAGCGCAGGACAUCUGGCCCUACCCUUCACCCAGGCCUACGUUUGGCAUCACUUGGAGGUACCGGCUUCAGACGGUGAAGUCGCUGGCGGGCGUGAGCCUGAUGCUGAGGCUGCUCUGGGCCUGUCUCAGGUGGGACGACAUGGCCGUCAAGCCAUCCGCCGCUGUGGGCACCACGCGGACAGAGACGUCCGACACGGAGAUCACCACCACGGAGAUCAUCAAGCGCCGUGACGUGGGCCCGUACGGGAUCCGCUCCGAAUACUGCAUCCGGAAGAUCAUCUGUCCCCUCGGAGUCCCCGACACACCUAAAGAAACCCACACGCCCCAGAGGAAAGGCCUGCGCUCCAGCGCCCUGAGGCCCAAGAAGCCCGAGCCCACCAAGCAGACGGGGCCGGUGGUGAUCGAGACCUGGGUAGCCGAGGAGGAACUGGACCUGUGGGAGAUCCGCGCCUUCUCCGAGAGGGUGGAGAAGGAGAAAGCCCAGGCAGCAGAGCAGGCCAAGAAGCGUCUGGAGCAGAAACAGGGAGUGGCCACGACCACCGUCACACCCACGGGGACCCCGGUCACACCAGCUGCCGCCCCAAAAGUCAUUGUGGGCUCCCUGUCUGGCCAGGUCACCCCCGGCACCAAAGUGGUACUGGCCACCAAGAUGGGUGGCACCCCUGUCACGUUCCAGCAGAAUAAGAACUUCCAUCAGACGUUCGCCACCUGGGUCAAGCAGGGUCAGCCCAGUCAAGCAGGCGCGGCGGGCACCGUGACAACCGUGGCCACGUCGGGCGGACAGACCUUCCAGAUCACAGGCACGUCCAUGGGUGGCAAGGUCCUGCACGCCAAGCUGCCACUGCCCGCCAACAGCAAGUUUGUCACCGUCAACGUGCCAACCACGCAAGGAGGUGUGAUCCAGCAGAAGGUGGUUGGCAUCAUCCCCUCCAGCACAGCAGGGGCGGCCACUUUCAGCCCGUUCCAGCCGCGCACCACCACCCUCAACAUCCGGCCCGGCGCCCCCGGCUCCCCGCAGCAGGUGCUCACCACCGGGGGCCAGAUCCGUCCAGGGAUGACGGUGAUCCGCACCCCCAUCCAGCAGGCAGGGGCCCUGGGGAAGACCAUCCUCCGCACCCCUCUGGUGAUGCAGCAAGGUCAAGCGGGCCAGCAGGUGGUGACCCAGAUCAUCCGCGGCCAGCCCGUCUCCACCGCCAUCUCGGGCGCCAGCCCCGUCACCACCAUCGCCGGGCAGAGGGUGGGCAGCCCCGUGACCCCGGGACAGCCUGCCACCGCCCAGACGCCCCAGGGGCCGCGGGCACAAGCCCAGGGCCAGGUCAAGCUCACCCUGGCCCAGCUCACACAGCUCACCCAGGGGGCACAGAAGCAGCAGAGUGCGUCGGUGGAGCGCCCGGCGGGGCCCCAGCAGGGCCUGACGGUGAUGGUGCAGGGCCAGGGCCAGACCACGGGCCAGCUGCAGGUCAUCCCCCAGGGCGUGGCCGUCAUCCCCGGCCCCGGCCAGCAGCUCAUGCAGGCCGCGCUGCCCAACGGACAGGUCCAGCGUUUCCUCUUCACGCCCAUGCCGGCCGCGCCCGCCGCCACCACAGCCACGGCCGUGCCCGCCCAGCCCCACCCCUCCACCACCAAGACCCCCGCCCAGCCCGCCCAGCAGGCGGCCGCCCCCGUCCAGGCCGGCGCCGCCGCCCCUCUGGCCACCAGCACCCCACCCUCGGCCACCCCCCAGGGCCAGCUUCCCCCGCAGACCCAGGCCCACAUGCCCAUCCAGUCGCCCACGCCCCUCCAGGUGAAGAGCCAGGCCCGGGGAGGGGGCCAGCUCCAGCUGCAGCAGUCCCCCCAGCUCCUCAGCAUGCCGGGGCUGCAGCAGCAGGUGCAGGUCCUGGCCCAGCUCCAGCCGGGGCCCGGCGGCGGGGCUCUGCCCCAGCAGAUCAAGCUGCAGCUGCCCAUCCAGAUCCAGCAGCCAGGGGGCGCUGCCGGAGCUCAGGGAGGACAGAUGGGCAACGUGGUGACCAUCCAGACGGCCAGCGUCCAGGAGCAGCUGCAGAGGAUCCAGCAGCUCCGGGAGCAGCAGCAGCAGAAGAAGAAGCAGGCGGCCGAGGCCCGCAGGGAGCAGGCGCUGGCCGCCGCCAGCCAGAGCGACAUCAUCCAGAAACAGGUGGUGAUGAAGCACAAUGCCGUGAUCGAGCACCUGAAGCAGAAGAAGACCAUGUCUCCAGCGGAGAGGGAGGAGAACCAGAGGAUGAUCGUGUGCAACCAGGUGAUGAAGUUCCUCCUGGACAAGAUCGACAAGGACGAGAAGCAGGCGGCCAAGCGGCGGAAGAAGGAGGAGGUGGUGGAGCAGAAGCGCUCCAAGCAGAACGCCUCCAAGCUGUCGUCGCUGCUCUACCGCCACAAGGAGAGCCUGAAGGCCGAGAUCCUCAAGAAGAGAGCCCUGCUGGACAAGGAGCUGCAGCUAGAGGCUCAGGAGGAGCUAAAGCGAGACCUGCUGAAGCUGCGGAAGGAGAAGGAGAGGGCCCAGGCCGCCGCCCACCAGGCCGCCCACCAGGCCGCGCACGCCCACCACGCCCCGCCGCACCCCGCCCCCCACCUGAGCUCGCCCGCCUCGGCGCACAAGCGCAAGCGGGAGGAGGAGAGGGGGGAGGCGGCGGCAGCGGGCGGCCCCCCCUCCUCCCUCUCCGCCGGGCCGGGCUCCAAGGCCAAGAAGAAGAAGAUGAUCUCCACCACUACCUCACGGGACAACAGGAAGGACACCAAGCUGUACUGCGUCUGCAAGACGCCGUACGACGAGACCAAGUUCUACAUCGGCUGCGACCUCUGCACCAACUGGUACCACGGCGAGUGUGUGGGCGUCACUGAGAAGGAGGCCAAGAAGAUGGACGACUACAUCUGCAGCGAGUGCAAGCACGCCCAGGAGGGCAACACGGAGGAGCUGUACUGCAUCUGCCGGACGCCCUACGACGAGUCCCAGUUCUACAUCGGCUGCGACCGCUGCCAGAACUGGUACCACGGCCGCUGCGUGGGCAUCCUGCAGAGCGAGGCCAACCACAUCGACCAGUACGUGUGCCCGCAGUGCCAGUCCACGGAGGACGCCAUGACGGUGCUCACGCCGCUCACAGACAAGGACUUGGAGGGCUUGCGGAGGAUCCUGCGCUCCCUACAGGCACACAAAAUGGCGUGGCCUUUCCUGGAGCCCGUGGACUCCAACGACGCCCCCGACUACUACAGAGUCAUCAAGGAACCCAUGGAUCUCUCCACCAUGGAGGAGAGGUUACAGAAGCGCUACUACAUCAAGCUGACCGAGUUUGUGGCGGACAUGACCAAAAUCUUCGACAACUGCCGCUACUACAACCCCAGCGACUCGUCCUUCUACCAGUGUGCGGAGGUCCUGGAGAACUUCUUCGUCCAGAAGCUCAAAGGUUUCAAAGCCAGCAGAUUGUGAUGUCAUAAGUCUGACAGCUGGGUGCAGGGGUCACUCAAAAAACUAAAUUAGUCAAUCCUGGACCUUGCUGUUUUUAUUUCUUUAAAACAGCGUUAAAACCAUUUGUAAGAAAGUUGCAUAUAUUAAGACACACUGUAGGUGUGAAUUUUCUUUUCUUUUUUGUAUUUUAGAAUGACAGGUUCUUCAAAAAAAAACAUUUCUCACAUUUGAUGAUGGCAGCCAUGUUGGUUACAAAAAGCAAUCAAGGGAAAAUAAAUAUAUUUUUUCUGUACACCAGUAUCUCACUAAAGACAUUGUUUAUAAUUCAUUCGGGUGCAAGGCACAGUAUCACGUUUUGAAAAGGUUGAUUCACGACCCUUUAUAUAAUUUUGCAAAUACAUUAGAUGUUAUAUUUCACCAAGUUCCUUAUGCAGAUAAGUUAUCAACUGAAGAUUUACUGACCACAAAUAACAUAUUUUACCUCCUCUGACCAUUUUAAAAAGCUUGCAACAUAUAUUAGUUUCUCUUUUAUCAGAUCUAUCCAAAUGUAAUAUUAUUAUUUUAUUGUGCAUAUGAUAUCCUUUUGUGAAGGACUAUUAUGUUAAAAAGGAAAUAAUGGUAGGAAAUGUCAAUAUAGCUCAGAGGAAAAGUCCUGUGUAGCUUCAGUUCAAAUCUGGUGAGCUGGGCAGCCCAACAUUUUAUGUUCUCACUGUAUAUAUCCUGUUGGGCCAACGUUGUAUCGUACAAUGCCAGGCCAACACACCAACAUGGCUGCUUGUCUCUGCUCAAAAUGUCUGACCCCACUGGCAUCCAAUAAGUGUUUCUUUUUUGUUUUUGUAUUCCCUAGUGCAUAUUUUUGUCAUAUGUCAAGCUUUUAAUAAAAAAACGACAACAAAGUUA
Molecule: messenger RNA, 9971 nt
Organism: Osmerus eperlanus (European smelt)
Lineage: Eukaryota; Metazoa; Chordata; Actinopteri; Osmeriformes; Osmeridae
Product: nucleosome-remodeling factor subunit BPTF-like
Exons: 32
Coding region: 501-9092 (2863 amino acids)
Biological process (GO): regulation of transcription by RNA polymerase II
Cellular component (GO): NURF complex
Molecular function (GO): RNA polymerase II cis-regulatory region sequence-specific DNA binding
Source: RefSeq, a predicted model, not a curated record